AUGGAUUUAAGAAACUUACCAAAUCAAAUGGAUAUUCAACGUCGUCCAUCCUUAUCCUCAUUAUCUUCCACUUCAGGAUAUGCAUCUUCAACUUAUGGUGGUAAUCAAAAUGAUAGUAAUACUCAUACCCAUGCAUCAAAUACUCCUCAAUUAACUAAUCAAAGAUUAGCUACUAGGAAUAUGAAUUUACAAACCUCUUCUUGGCUUAAUCAACCAAUGAACUUGCCUGCUGCUGGUAAUGUGGGUCCUUGGGUUGAACAACAACAACAGCAACAACAACAACAACAGCAGCACCACCACCAACAGCACCCACACCAAUCUAUUGAUUUGACUUCAAAAAAUAGAUCAGGUUCAUCUACUAAUUCCAUUAGAAAUGAUGACGAAAACGUUAAUGUUAAUGCUAAUGCAACUAAUGACCUUCAAAUUAAUGAUGAUAUUAAUAUAACCACUCCUAAUAUCCAUGUGGCAUCUAGUACAGUUGCCACAAAUGAUGAAGUUGAUGAUGAUUUAAUUCCUACUGCUAUUGUAAUUAAAAAUAUUCCAUUUGCAAUUAAAAAAGAACAAUUAUUAGAUGUUAUGACCAAAUUAAAUUUACCAUUACCUUAUGCAUUUAAUUAUCAUUUUGAUAAUGGUGUAUUCCGAGGAUUAGCUUUUGCUAAUUUUACAUCUACUGAUGAAACUGCAUUAGUUGUUAAUCAAUUAAAUGGUAGAGAAAUUGGUGGACGUAAAUUACGAGUUGAAUAUAAGAAGAUGUUACCAUUACAAGAACGUGAACGGAUUGAACGGGAAAAACGAGAAAAAAGAGGUCAAUUAGAAGAACAACAUCGAUCUACUUCAAAUGCAUCUUUGGCUUCACUACUUUCUACAGCAUCUACAACUGCUGCCACCAAAAAUUUCAGUAUAAAUGGUGGUGGUACUCCUUCUGCAAUGAUGACUGAACGAGCAUUUUUCACUUAUCCAUUUAAUAGUAUUCUUUCAACUCCACCAAUAGAAUUGAAUUUUAAUGAUCCUGAGAUUUUGGAAUUAUAUACUCAAUUGGUUUUAUAUCGUGAUGAUUUAUCUAAAUCAGUCUAUGAAGUGGCUAUUUCACCGGUGAAUAUGAAUAUGAUUCAUAGAAAAACUUUAUCUAUACUUGCCAAUUAUUUGAAUUUAUUAGAAUUGUUUGAUAAUGGACUUAUAAUUAUCAGAAGAAAACCGGGUUAUGUUUCAAUGAAUCAACAAACUCAAGUUGUCCAAUCGCAACCAGCUCCACCCCCACCACCACAUCAUUCAUCGUCCAUGAUGAAUUUGAAUCAACUUGCAGGUGCAAUGUUGAGUGGUAAUACAACUGGUGGUGGUGGUAGUAGUGGUGGUGUGGCCAGUACUAAUCCUGUUCAUCCUGAAUUAUUGAGAUCUCAAUCCCAAUCGGCAUUACCAUUACCUAGAUUAAGACAACAGGCAUCCACCCCAAUUCUACAAACAAUGCCUCAAUAUGGCAGUGGUGGAAGUGGAACAAUUCAAUCACAACAAGUGAUUACCCAAUCUCAACCACAAAGACCAUAUGGUCAAACCCCACAAUAUGCAUAUCAACAACAACAACAACAACAGCCAACCUCCCAACAACAACAUUUCCAGCAACAACAGCAACAUCAACAACAAGCACAACAAGCUGUCACUCCAACAUUGGGUUCUAGUGCUGCUGCAUUAUUGAGAUCAAAUAGCAGUAGAUCAUAUGUGGAUAUUAGAUCUACUCCACCACAAUUCUCCCAACAACAACAACAGCAUCAACAGCAGCAGCACCAGAUGUCUUCACUUAAUGAUUCACCAACCCCUCAUCAUCAACAAAUCUCCCAACACCACCAUCAUCAUCUCCAACAACAACAAUAUCAACAGCAACAGCAUCUGCAACAACAACAAUAUCAUCAAUCACAGCCUCAGACUCCGUUAUCGUCAACAGAUAUAAAUUCUCGUUUUCAACCAUUUGGAGUCCAGAAUAAUCAAUUAACUGGGAGUUUUACGGCGUUGCUGCCACAAGUGACUUCCCGUGGUGAUGAUAAUCAUAGUAAUAAUCCUGGAUCUUCAAUGAGUGGUGGUGAUGGAUUGAGUCAUAAAUUCAAUAGUCUUGGAUUGGGUGGUAAUAGUAGUGGUGGUAAUAAUAGUGGAGGAGGAAAUAGUAAUAAUAAUAAUAAUAAUUAUGAAAGUGGUGGUAGUGGUAGUGGUGGUGGAAUUUGGGGACCGAAAUAA
Hemisphaericaspora subhashii is the source of this 2223-nucleotide messenger RNA. RefSeq names its product Pin4p (gene PIN4). Gene Ontology annotation, molecular function: mRNA binding. The record is from RefSeq and is a predicted model, not a curated record. The transcript has a single exon. Bases 1 to 2223 code for a protein of 740 amino acids. Gene Ontology annotation, cellular component: cytoplasm; nucleus. Lineage: Eukaryota; Fungi; Ascomycota; Pichiomycetes; Serinales; Debaryomycetaceae.